Lolium rigidum is the source of this 1473-nucleotide messenger RNA. Its product is annotated as ent-kaurenoic acid oxidase 1-like. Gene Ontology annotation, molecular function: iron ion binding; oxidoreductase activity, acting on paired donors, with incorporation or reduction of molecular oxygen; heme binding. The record is from RefSeq and is a predicted model, not a curated record. Gene Ontology annotation, biological process: sterol metabolic process; multicellular organism development; brassinosteroid biosynthetic process. The coding region runs from base 1 to 1473 and encodes 490 amino acids. The transcript has 5 exons. Lineage: Eukaryota; Viridiplantae; Streptophyta; Magnoliopsida; Poales; Poaceae.
AUGGUAGUCUCGUGGGCAUAUCUGCUGGGGGCCGUCCCGCUGCUCUGCCUGGCCUUCUGGCACGCCGCGGACGCGUGGUACCGUGCCAUCUUCUUCCUCAAGCACGGCAGCAAGAAGGACAGCAAUGGUGUCCGCCGCCGCCUCCCGCCGGGCCACAUGGGCCUGCCCUUCCUCGGCGAGACGAUCUCCCUGCUCUGGUACUUCAAGCGCCUGCGCCGCCCCGACGAGUUCAUCCGCGCCAAGAGGCGCGCGUACGGCGGCGAGGAGGUAGGAAUGUACCGGACGCACCUGUUCGGGUCCCCCACCGUGGUCGUCUGCGCACCGGCGGCCAACAAAUUCGUGUUUCAGGCCGGGGGAGACACCUUCGGCGUCCGGUGGCCUGUGCCGGAGCUAGUGGGGCUUAAGGCCAUCGGGAUCGUCGAGGGCGGCCACCACACCAGGCUGAGAGGAGUCAUCGUCGGCGCCAUCAACCGGCCUAGCUCGCUCCGGACCAUCGCCACCGUAGUGCAGCCGAGUAUCGUGGCGGCGUUCAACUCUUGGGCCGGCAUGGGCACUAUCGUCGCCUCCGACGAGGCCAAAAAAGUGGUGUUCACGAGCAUUUGCAAGAUGUUUGUAAGCAUGGAGCCUUCGCCUCUAACAGUUAAGAUCAACCAGUGGUUCACCGGCUUGCUCGCGGGCCUGAGGGCAUUGCCGCUGGAUUUUCCAGGGACGGUGGUCCACGAGGCUCUCAAGUGCCGCCGGAAGCUGAAUACCGUGUUUCGGGAGGAGAUAGAGGCGAGAAAAUGUAUGAGCAAAAAGCAUGACGAUGUGAUGAGCGGGUUUAUGGAAACAGAGGACGAGCAAGGGAUGAAGUUGAGUGAUGAUGAGGUCGUGGACAACAUCUUGUCUGCCAUUGCUGCUGGCUACGAGUCCACUGCCACCGCAAUCAUGUGGGCCAUGUACCACCUUGCCAAAUCCCCUGUUGCUCUUGCCAAGCUCCGAGAGGAGAAUGUGGCAAUGAGCAAAACUAAAGGUAGCUCAUAUUUUAUUACACACGACGACAUCCCGAAGAUGAAGUACACGACGAAGGUAGUGGAGGAGACGAUUCGCAUGGCCAAUAUCGCAUCGAUGAUGCCCCGCGUGGCGAAGAGAGACGUGGAAUACGGCGGGUACACCAUACCCGAGGGGUGGCAGGUGAUGGUGAUGGUGAGGUCGCUCCACACCGACCCGAACUACUACCCAGAUCCACUUACCUUCAACCCCGAUAGAUGGAGCGAACCAGCCAAGCCAGGAACGUAUCAGGUGUUUGGAGGCGGGUACAGGAUCUGCCCCGGCAAUAUGCUCGCCAAGCUGCAGCUCACCAUCAUGCUCCAUCACCUCUCCAUCGGCUACGAAUGGAAGUUGCUGAAUCCUAACGCUGAGAUUAAUUACCUUCCGCACCCAAAGCCAGUGGACGGCGCGGCCAUGGCCUUCCGUAGGCUUGCUACAAAAUGA